Spodoptera frugiperda (fall armyworm) is the source of this 1511-nucleotide messenger RNA. RefSeq names its product sodium channel protein Nach-like. Gene Ontology annotation, molecular function: ligand-gated sodium channel activity. Gene Ontology annotation, cellular component: membrane. Gene Ontology annotation, biological process: sodium ion transmembrane transport. Bases 1 to 1509 code for a protein of 502 amino acids. NCBI's taxonomy places the organism in Eukaryota, Metazoa, Arthropoda, Insecta, Lepidoptera, Noctuidae. The transcript has 10 exons. The record is from RefSeq and is a predicted model, not a curated record.
AUGUUGAGUAUAGCAGUGAAAGAAAAGCCCACGUUUAAGAAGAAACGUGAUAAUUACGCGCGCCGGCUAAAGACUAAGAAACUGAUCAAGUAUUUACAAAGCGAGUUAAGAACUUCCACUACUCACGGCCUGCCUUACAUCGCCAACACUGAGCUACAUUGGUUUGAGAGAAUAUUCUGGGCGGCAUGUUUCGGUGCAGCCUGUGCUGUGAUGUUCGUUCUCGUGUCUGCCCAAUAUACAAGACUUGUGGAAGCACCAACAGUUAAUAGUGUGGAAAAAGAUUACUUGAAUUGGAAUGUGUCAUACCCGACGAUUGUAUUGUGUCCCAUGAGCAAAAUCGAUGAUGAAAUCUUUGCUGAUUAUGUUAAUGAAACUUUCAACAAUACUGGUUACAAUUUAGAGUCAUUCUAUUCCGCCAUUAUAUCCGUGUCUUUGGAAGCAUUAAAUGUUCUGGAUCUGUUACCACCGCCCGAAAUAUUAAAGCUCAUUAAACCUGAGGACUACGCGAAAAUCGCUGCAGAUUUGUUCAAGAAAUUUAAGAACAAAACGUUAACGACUAUGCCGAAGUGGCCCAUUACGAUAGACACAGCUAUGACGGAGAUGGGGAUGUGUCAUAUAAUAAAUUCGAACGUUGCUAUACUUGAUGAUCCCACCAAAUGGAGUGACAGCAGUGUGGCAUACGCCAAAAACAACAUUGAGCUCUCUGUACACGACAUGGACUUUUUUGUUCAGAUACUUAACUACGCCAAUGUUUAUAAGGUUUAUACUCUGAGUCCCGACGAAGUAAUCUUAAGUGGAACGCCCGCGUUAACAUUCGAGAGCGAAGGGUUCUUGUCUUUUGGAGUGCAAAUUACGAGCACUAGAGCAUCCGAGGAUCUUAAGUACAUUCCUUUGCAGCUUCGGAAAUGCAGAUUUAUGCACGAAACGACUACUAAACGAUACCCAAUUUACUCGUACAACCGAUGCUUGAUGGAUUGUAGAAUUAAAAUGAUAUUCAAACUAUGCAACUGUAUACCACAUUUUUACAAACCGUUAGAUCACGAAACCAUUUGUAACCUAGCAGAAUUGGAGUGUGUUCUUGAAUACAAGAAGGAAAUUAUGAAACUGUCUAUUGACAAUGAAACUAUGGAAAGAUUCGAUAACACUGACGAUUUGCCGAGAUCUUUUCGCGACUGUGGUUGCUUAGGCAACUGUGAAGAGGACGUGUUCAAGAACGAUCAUGAGCAGUUCGUACCUACUGUCGGUCUCAACCGCAUGCGACUUAGCGUUUCUGCGUUCCCAAAAGUGCGUGUCAGGAGAGAAAUAAUAUUCAGCUUUUAUGAUCUCUUCUUGCGUAGCGGUGGUGUCGUCAAUCUAUGUAUUGGAACCUCAGUAAUCUCCAUAAUGGAACUUAUACUCACUGCGGUAAGGAUCCCUAUUUACGAGAUAAUGCAGAUUGGAAAAGGAAUAUGGCGGCGAUAUAAGAAGUCGAAAAUAACCAGGUUCUCAAAUAAGAAAAAGCAGAUUUAGGG